GUUACAAAGAGACGAAGGGCGAUGGAGAAAGGGUGAAAAUCGUUAUUCAGCGGGCUGGUAAAAAUGUGAGAAUCUGGACUUUUGAGUUUUCCCUUCAUUUCGAGCAUUGGUCGGCUGUAGCUGGACGAGGAUUUAUGCGGUUGUGGAUUGGAAAUAAUCAUGUAUUUUUUGAGCAGAAGGAGCCCUUUGCGGACUUAUUUUGUGGUCGUACUGCUGAAUUGCUGCUGGAGAGCGGUGUCUGGACAGCUCUCGUAUUCCGUCUCAGAGGAGGUAAACCCGGGGUCUUCUGUUGGAAAUAUAACCAAGGAUCUGAGUCUAAACGUGCAAGAUUUAGAGUCUCGUAAUUUUCAGAUUGUUAGUGGAUCGAAGAGGAAAUAUUUCGACAUAAAUCUGAAAACGGGAGUUCUUUACGUGAAUGAAAGAAUAGACCGAGAGGAGCUUUGUGCGAAGGCUACACAAUGCACAGUUAAUUUAGAAGCUGUGAUCAACGACCCACUGAAGCUUUAUCGUUUAGAGAUAACUGUAAGAGAUAUAAAUGACAAUGCACCUGUUUUUUCUGAGCAAUUGCAAUCGCUUGAUGUUCCAGAAAACACUUUACCAGGGGUCAAAUUUGGACUCAUAGAGGCAUCAGAUUCAGAUGUUGGUAAAAACGGUGUUAACACAUACAAGUUAAGUAGUAACGACUAUUUUUCAUUAGAAAUUCACAAAGGAGGAGACAGUGUGUCUGCCGAGUUAGUACUGCAGAAGUCGUUAGACCGCGAGCAUGACUCUGUGAUAAAGCUCACACUGACUGCAGUAGACGGAGGUAAUCCAUCAAAGUCAGGAACUUCACAAAUCAUCAUCACCGUUUUGGAUAUUAAUGACAACCACCCUGUUUUCAGUAGAUCUUUGUACAAAAUUCAGAUUCCUGAAAACAUGCCAACAGGGUCAACGGUGAUCACUCUGAAUGCAACAGACGCGGAUGAGGGAUUAAACAGUGAAAUAGAAUACUCUUUCAGACAGAAAGGGCAGGACUAUGUUUUAGAUUUAUUUCAAAUUGAUUCAAGAACUGGUGCAAUUUUAGUGAAAGGAAAAAUAGACUAUGAAGAGAAUCCUGCGUUUGAGAUUCAUGCUCAGGCCAGUGACAAAGGCCAGCCUCCAAUGUCUGCUCGUUGUAAAGUGCUGGUAGAAGUGGUGGACCUGAACGACAACACUCCUGAGAUUACAGUGACGUCACUACUGAACACUGUUAAGGAGGACGCACAAGCAGGUACAGCUAUUGCACUUGUCUCUGUGCUGGACAAAGAUGGAGGAAAAAACGGGGCAGUUAAAGCUGCUAUUGCAAAUAAGACCCCGUUUAAACUGGACACUAAUUAUAAAAAUUAUUACUCCUUAAUAGUUGAUGGUCCGCUUGACAGAGAGACCAUAGCUGACUACAAUGUUACGAUAGUAGCAACAGAUGAAGGGACUCCACCUCUCUCCACCACUAGCAUAGUUAAUGUUCAUGUUUCUGAUGUCAAUGACAACCCGCCUCGUUUCUCAGAGCAGCUACUUAAUGUUUAUGUGAAAGAGAACAGUCCAGUAGGAGCAGUGAUAAAAACUGUGACUGCAGUUGAUGCUGAUAUCGAUCAAAAUGGUCAAGUGAGCUACUCAUUUUUACAAAGUAACAGUGACUCACUACCGUUAUCCACUAUGGUUAAUAUCAACUCGGAGACAGGAGAUAUAAUCAACUUGCAGUCUUUCAACUAUGAGGAGUUAAAGACAUUCCAGUUCAAAGUUCAAGCCACAGAUUCUGGUGUUCCUCCACUCAGCAGCAACGUGACUGUCAAUGUUUUAAUUCUCGAUGAAAAUGAUAAUAAUCCAACAAUUCUUGCACCUUAUUCUGACCACGGCUCCAUCAACAGUGAGAGCAUCCCAUAUUCUGCUGAAGCAGGAUAUUUUGUGGCAAAGAUCAGGGCUGUAGACGCAGACUCUGGAUACAAUGCUCUGCUGUCUUAUCACCUGUCUGAGCCAAAAGGAAACAACCUGUUCAGGAUCGGAACCAGCACCGGAGAAAUCAGAACUAAGAGGAGAACGAGUGACAAUGACCUCAAAACUCACCCCUUGGUGGUGCUGGUCUCUGAUAACGGAGAACCCUCCCUCUCAGCUACUGUGUCUAUUGAGGUGGUGGUUGUUGAAAGCACCGCUGACAUCCACACUCAGUUCAGACAUGUGCCCAUAAAGGAGGACAGUUUCUCUGAUUUGAACCUCUAUCUGCUCAUCGCCAUUGUGGCGGUGUCAGUGAUCUUUCUGCUCAGCCUCAUCAGUCUAAUAGCUGUCAGAUGCCGCAGGACAGACGGCAACUUCAGCAGGUACAGCGCCCCAAUGAUCACCACCCACCCUGACGGGAGCUGGUCUUACUCCAAAGCUACUCAGCAGUAUGACGUGUGUUUCAGCUCAGACACGCUCAAGAGUGACGUAGUGGUUUUCCCUGCAUCGUUUCCACCUGCAGAUGCUGAACUGAUCAGUAUUAACGGAGGAGACACUUUUACACGAACUCAGACUUUACCCAACAAAGAAAAGGUAAGAAUAUAUUGGUCUGAACGUUUUUUUUUCCUAAACGGCUAUCACACGAAUGACAAGAACAGAAUUAGUUUUUACUUUGCGCAGAAUUAAAAUACACUGGUGCCA
Messenger RNA from Acanthochromis polyacanthus (spiny chromis), 2649 nucleotides. Its product is annotated as protocadherin alpha-3-like. NCBI's taxonomy places the organism in Eukaryota, Metazoa, Chordata, Actinopteri, Pomacentridae. The transcript has a single exon. Bases 160 to 2634 code for a protein of 824 amino acids. Gene Ontology annotation, cellular component: plasma membrane. Gene Ontology annotation, biological process: homophilic cell-cell adhesion. Gene Ontology annotation, molecular function: calcium ion binding. The record is from RefSeq and is a predicted model, not a curated record.